AGAGAAUCGUAGGAUAUUAAGUAAAACUUAACGCGCUGGUAUCUGCACUGGACGCACAACUAUUGAUUCCUGUUAUAAAAUUUCGUGUGUUUUGUGUGCGAUUUCGCUCGUUCAGUUUAAUUAGAAAACUAAUUUGAUACGGUGAAAAUUGUGAAUUUCCACAUUUAAGCAACUUUAGGGGAUUUUGAGGAACCCUUCUAAUAGACAUUACUAUGAGUUCCAAAAAAAGAAGUGCUUCCGCUUCCAUGAGCAAAAAGUCGAGUGUGAGUCCGCGACGACUGCUACGCGAAACGCUAAAGCACCAAACACAGCAAAAUACAAAUUCUAAUUGUGAUCCCGGGGAACAGCAAACGCCAAAUCGCAAUACUAAUGAGGAAAGUUCAAAGCCAUAUGUUCGAAUUGUGGAGCAUCCCGCGGACAAAUGGUUCAAAUUCCGUUACAGUAGCGACAGUCAGACGUCCUCCAUGUUGUUGGGCGAGAAUUGGUCUCCAUCAAGAGAAACCUAUCCCGCCAUCGAAAUUCUCAACUACAAAGGGCGCGCGGUGGUAAUUAUCUCCUGUGUGACCGAAGAUGCUCCGUACAAACCUCAUCCGCACACUAUAUUAAACAAGGACGGUUACAUACACGGUGUUUGUAUCUUACAGAUACCACAUCGUGCCGAAUUCCACAGUUUAGGUAUCAAGAGUACAAAGCGGAGUGAUGUUGAUAUGGCCCUGAAAAAACGAGAGUCUAUACGUGUUGAUCCUUUUGAAACGGGUUUUUCGCACCGUUUGUCCCCGCAUUGCAUAGAUUUAAACGUGGUGCGAUUGUGCUUUCAAGUGUUCAUUGCAGACGAGAAUGGACAUUUAACGGUGCCAUUGAAGCCUGUCGUUACCAAGCCAAUCUAUGACAAAAGGUCUCUGCUUCGUCUAGCCAUACACGAAAUUUGUUGCUCGGGUUCAGUGUUGGGCUGCACUGAAAUUAUAUUGCUCUGCAAUAAGGUAGUUAAAGAGGAUGUUUCGGUGCGAUUUUAUGAAGAGCAGAAUGGCGUUACCACUUGGGAAGCUUUUGGUUCCUUUGAGAUUUAUGAUGUACACAAACAAUCUUCGAUACGUUUGAAAACGCCCAGGUAUCAUAACAUCAAUAUCACCAAACCAGUAACGGUAUUCGUACAGCUGGUACGAGCUUCGGAUGGUAUUGCUAGUGACCCUGUGCAAUUCACGUAUAAGCCAGUCGAGCCCGAAUCGAAUCUAAUGCUAUUAAGACGUAAAUGUGAACGGAUUGGCCUCAAUCCUCAAGUUAAUAUUCCGCUUAAAUUAGGGAAUGCACCAAGCGGAGUAUCAUUUCCACUUUUUAAUUUCAAUAACUCUCAGCUUACUCCACCUCCAGAGGUCAAGUCACCGUCAAAUACAUCAUCAUCCUCACCCUCAGCCCCAUCCUCCCCUUCAUCCUCAUCCUCAACUUUCUACUUACCUUCGUCUUCACCCUCACCCUCACUCCACACAAUGGUUACGGGCAGAAAUACAUCAUCGAUUCCCGCCUUCAUCGCGGCAAGAGGUGGUGGUGAUCCACCAGAAACUAAACAAGUUCCUGUAGCAGCGAAUAGACCUAAUGCAAAUGGGAUGGCUGGAGCUUGCCAGCAGCUUCAGCAACAACAGCAACAGCACCAAAUAAAACCGCAAUAUUUAGCGCUCCAGGAGGUUCAACAGUCAAUACCGCCACAGGCUAUGCCAAACGGGCAACAACACUAUCAGCAGCCGCAGCCACAGCAGCAAACAAUGCUUCAAUAUUUAUCACCGCAGGAGUGUCAACAGGCAACUCCGCCUCGAAAUAUGCCAAUCUUACAACAACACUAUCGGCAGUCGCGGCCACAGCCGCAGCAACAACAGCAGCAGCACCAAACAAAGCAGCAAUAUUUCGCACUCUCGAAGACUCAACAGGCAACACCGCCCCAAAAUAUGCCAAUCGUACAACAACACUAUCAGCAGUCGCGGCCACAGCCGCACCUACAAAGGCAGAAGUACCACGAAAAGUCGCAAUAUUUUGCACUUUGGGAGGCUCAACAGGUAACACCGCCUCAAAACAUGCUUGACGAACAACAACACUAUCGAAAGCCGCAGCUGCAACAGCAACAGCACCAAACAAAGCUGCAAUAUUUCGCACUUUCGAAGACUCAACAGGCAACACCACCUCAAAAUAUGCCAAUCGUACAACAACACUAUCAGCAGCCGCGGCCACAGCCGCAGUUUCAACUGCAGCAACACCAAACAAGGCUUCAGUACUUAGAAGUAUCGGAGACUCAAAAAGCAACACCGCCUCAAAAUAUGUCAAUCGAGCAACAACACUAUCGAAGGCCGAAGCCGCAGCCGCAGCCGCAACUACAACAGCAGCAACAACAAACAAGGCUUCAAUACUUAGCACUCCAGGAGACUCAACAGCCGCCGCCUCAAAAUAUGCCAAUCGUACAACAACACUAUCAGCAACCGCAGCCACAGAACCAAACUCAACCCAAUGCCACUAACAGCACAAAUAAGACCAGUUGGGAGCAACAAUUCGCCAAUGUUGUUUUGUUUGCAGCAUCAGCGCUAAGCAAUCUUAACGGUAACAGCACUGAGUCCAAUAUGCGAAAUUUUUUGGCGGCCACUGCGUCAGGUAUAAUUCAGCAUGAGCAACAACAGCAGCAGCCACAACUCCAUGAGCAGCAUUUGUCGUCGACUCAACAACAACAAUAUCAGCCAUUGAAAACAGAACCGCAAUGGGAAUCUCAAUCGCAAAUGUUGCAGCAACAACUCAUUAAUAACGAAGUGCUAAUAAAAACCCACGCAGAUGUGGGUAGUUUUGAUUUUGUUGGAGAUGACGAUGAAGACGAAACUAUUACCACCCUUUUGAACAUAGAUAGUAAUGAGUUGAUCCACGAAAGCCGUGUGGAACAAGCGAUUUUACAACUCACAAACGAUGAGUUAGAGCUUUCUGCAAGUAUAAAUAAAUCGGACAAUUUUGAGUUUUUCUAAAACUUGAGUGCAAUCGACCAAAUUUUAUACACACAUUGGAGAUUGUCUAUGGAAAACCAAAAAUAGAAAAAUU
Molecule: messenger RNA, 3063 nt
Organism: Anastrepha obliqua
Lineage: Eukaryota; Metazoa; Arthropoda; Insecta; Diptera; Tephritidae
Product: proto-oncogene c-Rel-like
Exons: 1
Coding region: 213-2990 (925 amino acids)
Biological process (GO): cellular response to stress; inflammatory response; non-canonical NF-kappaB signal transduction
Cellular component (GO): cytoplasm
Molecular function (GO): DNA binding; DNA-binding transcription factor activity
Source: RefSeq, a predicted model, not a curated record